Tarenaya hassleriana is the source of this 2151-nucleotide messenger RNA. Its product is annotated as transcription factor BPE. The transcript has 6 exons. NCBI's taxonomy places the organism in Eukaryota, Viridiplantae, Streptophyta, Magnoliopsida, Brassicales, Cleomaceae. The record is from RefSeq and is a predicted model, not a curated record. Gene Ontology annotation, biological process: regulation of DNA-templated transcription. Gene Ontology annotation, cellular component: nucleus. Bases 1003 to 1854 code for a protein of 283 amino acids. Gene Ontology annotation, molecular function: protein dimerization activity; DNA-binding transcription factor activity.
UUUGUUAUUUGUCUACAUGAAUGAUUUGUUUUUCGAUUCCUGACAUCGAAUAUCUCAUUUCUUUAUGAAAUUAAACGCUGUUCUCAAUCCCAGAUCACAAGAUUUGAAUGGUUUAUUCUUCUCAACUUUGAGAAGAAUAAACUUGGGUUUUUGGUUCAUUUUGUUGAUUUUCUUCGACUAAAUCGGUAUAAUCUUUAAAACCCAUUUGAGAUUCUGGGUUUGAAUAGUGUAUCCAUCUCAUCAUUCUGUUCAUGUCGCCGGAGAUUUUACACGAAAGUGUUGGCAUUUCCUAUGGUUCAUGUAUUUCGCUCGCCACGUGUUUGAUGAAAUGCCUGAAUAGCCACGCCGGUGUUAAUCUAAUUUCCUGUCCCUGAAAUAUAUAAUGUUUAUAUUCGUAUGGUUUACAGAGGUUGGUUCUUUUUACACCGUUUUGAUCAGAACCUGUAUCAAGGUUUUUAUUUAGUUCAGUUCCGAGACUGCUGGAACUGUUUUCAAUCGAUUUGACUUUGGUUUAGUGGUGAUAAAGAAACAGUAGUGUCUGGAAAGCGUGCUUCUUUGUAACUCGGGGGUAAUAUGUCGUGGACCUUUUACUUGGUUCAUCAAACCUUGGAAUUAGGCUUUUGAUAUUUGAAUUUGACAUUUUUGUUAAUUGCCAUAUAAAUUUGUGAGUUUAUUUAUAAAUAAUUUAAAUAAAAUACCACAUUCUUUAUCAAGGUGGAAUUCAUUGAUGGUCGUAUUAUUCAUUACUGGAUUUGUUGCCAGAAUUUUUUUGUGGGUUUUUUACCCAGUAAAAAUUUUAAAUUAAAAAUUUAGAAAUUUUUAUAUUGGAAAAGGAUUUCGCUGAAAGUGGAGAUCGCAUACUCUCGAAGAAACAGUAAUCUCUCUCCCUCUCUCUCUCCUGGAAGCUACUGAGUUGGAAUCGGCGGCAACUGAGUCGAAACCCCGGCGACUGUUUGUUUUGUUAGAAUUUUGAUGUGAAAGUGAUAAGGCGUUUUCGGCUUCAUGGAUCCGGGUGGGAUGAUGAACGGAGGAGGACCGUGCAACACGUCGGAGAUCUGGCAGUUUCCGAGAAACGGAGCUCCGCCGAUGAAUUCGUCGAUAAGAGGAGAUGGUGUUCCGUUCGAUGGACCCAAUCUGGCGCAGCAGUUCGCCGGCUCGAAUCCUAACGGCACCACCACAUGCGGCGGCGGUCCGGCGCGUUUGAGAAACGCGCUUCCGCCUCAGGCGAGGGUCGCGAGAAAGCGGCGGGAGGCGACGGAGGACGAGGCGGCUAAGGUCGUCUCCACCAGCAACGGCAAUGGCGCGGUCGGAGUUUGUUGGCAGAAGGAUGAUGAUAGUAAGAGGCAGAAGACGGGACGAUGUGGAGAUGUAGGGCAUGGCUGGAAAACUGAAGAAGAAACAGCAGGUAAAGGCGUGGAGGAAAAGAAGCAGACUGCUGAAUCCCCGAAAGAUUAUAUUCACGUGCGAGCCAGGAGAGGUCAAGCUACCGAUAGCCACAGUCUAGCUGAGAGGGCAAGAAGAGAAAAAAUAAGCGAGAGGAUGAAAAUCUUGCAAGAUCUUGUUCCGGGUUGUAACAAGGUUUUUGGAAAAGCACUCGUUCUUGAUGAGAUUAUCAAUUAUAUACAAUCGUUGCAACGUCAAGUUGAGUUCUUAUCAAUGAAGCUCGAAGCAGUUAACUCGAGAAUAGCCCCUGGUUUAGACGUACUCCCACCAAAAGAGUUAGCUCAGCAACAGUUUGAAAGCUCGGGAUUGCGGUCUGGCUUGCAACCUCCAAGAGAUUACAGCAGGGGAGAAUCACCGGAGUGGUUGCACUUGCACAUGCAGUUAGGAGGAGGUUUCGAAAGAACAUCUUAAGGAGGAAGAAGAAGAAGAACACGUCGCAGGUAAAGAAAGGCUUCCAUCUUCGACGAAAAGAAGCAUACGUAUAUGUAUCGAUAUAAUAGAUAAAUAUUAGUAUACAGGUCUAUUGCUACAACAAAAGGAACAAAAAACCCAAAGAUUGUGUUCAUAGUUUGGAACUCAAGCAAAGAGAACUGAACUGAACUGAAGCUGUCUGAAAGGAUUUGGUGAACGAAAGCUGAAACUUGGGGGGAAAAUAAGAGAUUCUCUUAUUCUUACAAGGAAUAAAAUAUGGCAACCACUUUUGUCAAA